Molecule: messenger RNA, 842 nt
Organism: Dermatophagoides pteronyssinus (European house dust mite)
Lineage: Eukaryota; Metazoa; Arthropoda; Arachnida; Sarcoptiformes; Pyroglyphidae
Source: RefSeq, a predicted model, not a curated record
UCUGAUUAUUGUCUGUACAUCAAUCUGAUCAAUUUUUUUUCUCCCUUGAUCAACUUGAUUUGAUUUGAUUUUUCCAAAAAAAUGAAAUUCAUUCAAUUCAAUUAUUAUUCUUUAUUUUGUUUUUAUUUUAUUUUGAUUAUCUUCCUAACAACAGCAUCAGCCAAACGACUUCGAUUACCAAUGCUGUUACGUAGUAAUAAUAAAUUUGAAUGUUACAAUAAUGUUUGUAUAUUUAGUGUAAAAGGUUUUACUACUGUACAGAAAAAUGAUCAAACAACUAGAUUGGUUAGUGAUGAUGAUGAUUCUAAACAACAACAGCAACAACAAAAUCAAUAUCAUUUGCAAAUUAAAGAAUAUUCGCUGCUCAGGAUGGCUAGAUUUUAUUUUAAAGCUUCGUUUUCAUCGAUGAAUGACGGUAAAAAACAACAAACGCAAUCAAAAACAAAUAUUGCAUGUCUUAUCGUCGAUUAUUUAGUUAAUGGUAAUGAGAAAUAUCAAUUAAUCGUUAGUCAACAAUCAACCGAAACGGGAAAAGUGCACGUAUUAAAUCAACAACAACAACAACAGCAAAUAAAACAUAAUUCCAGUAAUAACAUUGACAAAUGGAAUACAAUCUAUGUAAAUCUGGAAAAAGAAAAUCUUGAAAAAGAUACAUUUAUAUUUGAAGUUAUUUGUCAGAAAAAUUGUACGAAUGGAUCAACAUUUUCAUUGUUACGUAUCAAUCUAAAUCAAGAUAAAUGUUUAUCAACAACUUGACCAAAAAAGCAACUUGAAAUUGACCAAAAACUUUUGACCAACAAAAAAACAUUCCAAUUCCCUUCAAACAUGACUUUGUUUUGUUU